AUGACUGGUGUCCGCUUUCUUGAAGCUCUCGACGUUGCGCAAACGUCUUACGGUGCUCUCCUACUUUCUGCGCUAAGGAAGGCUGUUCCCAGCGACCUCAACCUUGAAUACGACCGGAAACACCUCGAUGGGGAAGAGGAUUUGACCUCGUAUUUAGAGUUCCUGAGAAUUGAAGUAACCAGUCAAGAGAGAGUUUACGACACGACCACAAAACCCGAAGGACGCAAGGGUUUGAUCGAGAAGCAGUGGCAGUGGCCACAGAAGACUCCUCCGACCGGGGCUGCAUUGACUGUUGCUGCAGAGACGACAAAAUGCAUAUUUUGUGAAUCCAACGAACACACUUUGGAGGAUUGUGACGCUCCAAUUUGGAUUCAAGAGAAGAAAGAGAAACUGAAAUCCCAAAUGCGAUGUUUUCGCUGCGGCCGACAGUAUCAUCGUUCGACGGAUUGUAGGAAUGUCAGCAGACUUCGAUGUCUAAAAUGCGGAAGACGCCAUCUCAACGUUAUGUGUGAUCCGAUAAACCAGCCUACUUCCGUGGAGUCUUCAGCCUUGGCUACGUCGGCAAGCUUAAGCACUGCAAGUUCUGCUGGUGUCACCAUACUGCUCCAAACCCUUCGAGCCUGGGCGGAAAGUGAGACCGAACGGCAAUUGGUUCGUGUGCUUCUUGAUGGCGGAAGCCAAAGAUCAUUUAUCAAGCAAUCACUCUCGAAGAAACUCAACUGUCAACCAGUAGGGGAGGAACGAAUAUCGCUGUACACCUUUGGAACGGAAUGCGCCAGGCAGAGGAAGUGUCGUCGGGUUCAGAUUUGGCUCCGAAGUCAGUACGAUAGAAGUGAGCUACCUAUAGAAGCAUUGGAAAUGCACGAUAUUUGUAACGACGUAAUGCAACUACCAAGCACGGAUUUGGUUUCCAACCUUCAUCGGGCCGGAAUGCGUGUGGGUGACCUCUCUGUUGGAAACGUUCAUUGUGAGCCUGGCAUCGGUAUACUUGUAGGCGCCGACUAUUACUGGCGGACCGUUACUGGCGAGAUACAGCACAUCAGCGAGGACCUGGUAGCGGCAAACACUGUUUUUGGAUGGACAGUACAGGGCCCAUCGUCUUCAAGUUCAACUACAAUAUGUACGAACGUAGGAGUCAUGCCGGUAAACGUCGAGUCUCAAGAAACGGAAUUAUGCAAUGAAUUACGAAAAUUUUGGGGCUUGGAACAUAUCGGGAUUCAGACGAACAGUAACCCGACGCAUCAGGACGCCGUGUUUCAAGCCUUCAAGUCGACCAUGAAGAACGUGAGCGGCAGAUAUCAGGUCGCACUGCCGUGGAAGACUGUGCACCCGUAUUUACCGUCAAACGAAGAAGUAGCAAGGAAGAGGCUCUUUUCUUUAACGAAACAAAUUACCAAGAAUGAACACAUGGCUGCCGAGUAUGACAAGGCGAUCAGACAGUAUUUAGAUGAUGGUCAUGCAGAAAAGGUUCUUCUCCCUCAUGAAGUGGAUGGGCCAACAUAUUACAUGCCCCACCAUGCCGUUGUCAAGCACGAAAGGGAAACCACCAAAAUGCGCAUCGUUUUCGAUGCCUCUUCCAGUGCUCCCGGUUGUCCCUCGUUGAACGACGUUUUGGAUUCUGGACCAAACCUUAAUCCUGACUUGCUGGCAGUACUAAUGAGGUUCUGA
Molecule: messenger RNA, 1668 nt
Organism: Ornithodoros turicata
Lineage: Eukaryota; Metazoa; Arthropoda; Arachnida; Ixodida; Argasidae
Exons: 1
Coding region: 1-1668 (555 amino acids)
Molecular function (GO): zinc ion binding; nucleic acid binding
Source: RefSeq, a predicted model, not a curated record